AGAAAGAAGAGCAGUCUUACAGUUAUAACUCAAAGAAUUUACGUAUCGCUCAGUGUCGAAAGCAAAAAUGGCGUCUCACAGACAGACCUACCGAGCUGGUGAAGCCAAGGGCCAAGCUCAGGAAAAGACAAAUCAGAUGAUGGACACAAUUGGGCAGGAGGCCCAAGAAGUAAAGGACAAGACCCACGAGACAGCCCAGGCAGCCAAGGAGAGAGCAAAGGGUGCAACUCAAACAACUAGAGACAAGGGCCAAGAGAAGGGACAAGUUACAAAGGCAAAGGCACGGCAGAGCAAGGAGGCGACCGAGGAGAAGGCCUCGGAGGUAGGCCAGAAGGCCAAAGGCACCGCGGACGCUGGCAAGGAGAAGUCGGAGGGGUUCCUCCAGCAGACCGGAGAGAAAGUGAAGAACAUGGCACAGACUACUACUGAUGCUGUCAAGAAUACGUUGGGCAUGGCAAAGGACGACGAGGAAGAAGAUGUUGUUUACUCUAGGAAGGAGAGGGACUAGUUUGAUGUUGUCUUAUGUUGGUUUACUGUCUGUUUCUUCAGUAUGUGUUGUGUUUGUGUGUGUGUGUGUGUUUUAGCGUGUUUGUUAUGUCGUUGUCAGGGCAAGUAUUUGAAGUCCUGUGCUUCCCACUCUAUGUGAGAUGGGGAUGGGGAUGUUGUUGCACUUGGUUUUAUAGUGUUGUAGGAAUCAGAUUGUAAUUUUCAGUAACUUAUGAAAUGCAAUCUGCCGAAUAAUUUCUGUUUA
This is a messenger RNA of Malus domestica (apple), 751 nucleotides long. Its product is annotated as late embryogenesis abundant protein 2-like. Lineage: Eukaryota; Viridiplantae; Streptophyta; Magnoliopsida; Rosales; Rosaceae. The record is from RefSeq and is a predicted model, not a curated record.